CCUCUGGAAGCCAGAGAACAAAACAACCGGCGUUAACCAUGGAGCUUGUCUCUUAUACCCCUCUUCUUCCUCCGGGAAGGGUCAUCUCUUAGGGUAAACAUGGCAGCGUCCUCAUCGUGUCAUCUCUUCAUCCUCCUCUCCCUCUCUUCCAUCCUUGUAGGAGCCAUCGCCGGAAAAAGUAAAGACAUCAUCGAUGGUCCUCUCCUAACUUCCAAGAUCGCCACCAACCGCACCAUCCUCGUCGGUGCCAAGGAGGAGUUCAAAUCUGUGCAGGCCGCCAUCAAUGCGGUCCCUGACGGGAAUUCACAGUGGAUCAUCAUCCACAUCCGUGCCGGCAUCUACAGAGAGAAGGUUGUAAUCCCAGAGAGCAAGUCAUAUAUAUUCCUAAGAGGAAAUGGCAAAGGAAGGACUGCCAUCGUUUGGAAUGACAGCAGCAAUAACAACACACAUUCUGCAUCCUUCACUGUCUGGGCCGACAACGUAAACGUGUUCGGCAUUAGUUUCAAGAAUGACGCUCUGGUUGGUGUUCCUGAUGCUCCAUUCGAGCAGUCAGUGGCAGCGAUGGUUGCUGGAGAUAAGGUGGCUUUCUAUCAUUGUGCCUUCUAUAGUGCCCACAACACCCUCUUUGAUCACAAGGGCAGGCAUUUCUAUGAAAGCUGCUACAUCCAAGGCAACAUUGAUUUCAUCUUUGGCCGUGGCCAGUCCUUCUUUCAGAACUGUGAGAUCUUUGUUCUCGCUGAUAGAAGGACAAAAAUCCUUGGCUCAAUCACAGCUCAAAACAGACAGUCUGCAGAUGAUAACAGCGGCUUCGUGUUCUUGAAAGGCAAGGUAUAUGGCAUUGGUGAUGUCUUUUUGGGUCGAGCCAAAGGAGCUCACUCUCGGGUUAUCUUUUCCAAGACCUACCUCUCCAAAACCAUUACUCCUGCUGGCUGGACCAACUGGAGCUACGAUGGCAUCACCGACCAUUUACUCUAUGGAGAGCACGACUGCCAUGGACCAGGUGCAGACACCGUUCGACGAGUUCCAUGGGCACGGCAACUCACCGAUGAGGAGGUUUCUCCAUUCACAAACAUUGAUUUCAUCAAUGGCAAGGAAUGGCUGCCGGCAUACUAUUAUUGAAGCCUCCUUGUCAUCAUUACUAGCUUUAUAUAAUCCAUUCUUGAAGUUGUAUUCUGUUAGAAAAAUCGUUAAUUACCAUGGUAAUACUAGCUAGAAAUAAUGCAUGAAUUUGGUUGCCGGCAUAAUAUUAUUGAAGACUCCAUAUCUCCAUUACUAGCUUUAUGUAAUACAUAUAAAUGUUAUAUUCUUU
Molecule: messenger RNA, 1309 nt
Organism: Elaeis guineensis (African oil palm)
Lineage: Eukaryota; Viridiplantae; Streptophyta; Magnoliopsida; Arecales; Arecaceae
Product: probable pectinesterase 67
Biological process (GO): pectin catabolic process; cell wall modification
Molecular function (GO): pectinesterase activity
Source: RefSeq, a predicted model, not a curated record